Lecanosticta acicola is the source of this 549-nucleotide messenger RNA. The record is from the annotation of a GenBank genome assembly. NCBI's taxonomy places the organism in Eukaryota, Fungi, Ascomycota, Dothideomycetes, Mycosphaerellales, Mycosphaerellaceae.
AUGGGCGGCUUACUGGGGACAAUCGAAAGAGACUCUGCUUCAAGCGAAGCACGAAAGAUCCUGGCUCGGCAGUGCAAGGCCUUGAGAUGGAUCGAGGCGGCCGAUGAGGAAGUCUUUAGAGCAAUUCUUGACAUCAUUCCUCGAGAUGCUGCGGCAACAACCCGGCUGGCCUCGAAGAAGCCGGCACAACCAAGCACGCCUAAUUCACCACUUAUCGAGCCGCUCGAGGCCGACAAUGUAUCUUCUGAGCUGCCUCGCUUGAUGAGUGGACAACAGCUGGGAAAUAGCUACGAAGCUUUGCGCUCAGAUGCUGGUAGCUUACACCACGCGCUGAUGGGCUUCCAAAACAUGCUGAGCUCUGAUCUAGUGAUCGCAGGACAGAUUCAUGAUAUUGCAGCCCUCUCCGAAGGACGUUUCACCUCCGUGGUUAAAGCCAAACCAUGUCCAGCAGCCCACAGCAUUCCUGCGAAGAGAACCAGUGAUCCGUCUCCCUUGAAGCUCGCUCUACAGGACGUGCAGGCCAACGCUCGAUGGUUCGGAAUUCAGUGA